This is a messenger RNA of Penicillium argentinense, 1176 nucleotides long. RefSeq names its product pepsin-like aspartic protease. Bases 1 to 1176 code for a protein of 391 amino acids. The record is from RefSeq and is a predicted model, not a curated record. NCBI's taxonomy places the organism in Eukaryota, Fungi, Ascomycota, Eurotiomycetes, Eurotiales, Aspergillaceae. Gene Ontology annotation, molecular function: aspartic-type endopeptidase activity. The transcript has 3 exons. Gene Ontology annotation, biological process: proteolysis.
AUGGUUGUCUUCAGCAAGGUCACGGCGGUCCUGGCCGGUAUUGCCUCCGUCACUUCGGCUGUGCCGAUGGGAGGAAAGAACAAGUUCACGAUCAACCAGUCUGUUCGCCCGGUCACUAAGGCUCGCACGAUCAACUUGCCCGGCAUGUACGCCAACGCUCUCUCCAAGUACGGAGCCACUAUUCCCACCGGUGUCAAGGCCGCUGCUGAUAGCGGCUCCGCCACUACCACCCCGGAGGACAACGAUAUUGAGUAUCUGACUCCCGUCAACGUCGGUGGCACCACUCUGAACCUGGACUUUGACACUGGCUCGGCCGAUCUUUGGGUUUUCUCCGGAGAACUUCCCGCUUCCGAGAAGUCUGGCCACGCCAUCUACAAGCCCAACAACGGCACCAAGCUCUCUGGCGCUUCGUGGUCCAUCUCUUACGGUGACCAGAGCUCGGCCAGCGGUGAUGUCUACAAGGACACCGUGAUCGUUGGUGGUGUCAAGGCCUCUGGUCAGGCCGUUGAGGCCGCCAAGCAGAUCAGCCAGCAGUUCGUGCAGGACAAGAACAACGAUGGCCUGCUGGGCCUGGCUUUCAGUUCUAUCAACACCGUCAAGCCCCAGUCGCAGAAGACCUUCUUUGACACUGUCAAGGGUCAUCUCGACCAGCCUCUAUUCGCCGUCACCCUGAAGCACAACAAGCCCGGCAGCUACGACUUCGGCUUCAUUGACAAGUCCAAGUACACCGGCGAGCUCGCCUACACUGAUGUCGAUAGCUCUCAGGGCUUCUGGAUGUUCACUGCCGACGGAUACAAGGUUGGCAGCACCUCUGGUGGUUCCAUCAAGGGUAUUGCUGACACCGGCACCACCCUGCUGAUGCUUCCCGAUGACGUUGUCUCCGCCUACUACAAGCAGGUCGACGGUGCCAAGGAGGACCAGUCCGCCGGUGGCUAUACCUUCGCUUGCUCCUCCAAGCUUCCUGACUUCACCGUCACCAUCGGCAGCUACGACGCCGUCGUCCCUGGCAACCUGAUCAACUACGCCCCCAUCACCGACGGCAGCUCCACCUGCUUCGGCGGUAUCCAGAGCAACUCCGGCCUGGGUUUCUCCAUCUUCGGCGACAUCUUCCUGAAGAGCCAGUACACCGUUUUCGACUCCAACGGUCCCCGCCUUGGCUUCGCUGCCCAGGCUUAA